Molecule: messenger RNA, 2002 nt
Organism: Melampsora larici-populina 98AG31
Lineage: Eukaryota; Fungi; Basidiomycota; Pucciniomycetes; Pucciniales; Melampsoraceae
Exons: 3
Coding region: 555-1691 (378 amino acids)
Molecular function (GO): phosphatidylinositol transfer activity
Source: RefSeq, a predicted model, not a curated record
AAGCCUACAAAACAUCAAACUCGUUCAUCGUCCAUCCGUGUAGAGCAACUUCUGGAACUUUUGUGAGAGUGGGCUUCGAAAUCACGGGUUCAUGAAAGAGCACGGUCCGACGGCCAUCUACACAUGUGUAGUUUCAUACGACACUUCAACCACGGCGAUUGUUGAAGUAUUGAAAGGUUUAAGAGAUCGGUCGGAUGAAAACAAGAUCAGGUACAGAAUCAUGAAAUCUUUAAAAACCAAGCUUGAGUGAUGAACUCAAAAGAUGAGUAAGGAACAACAUGAACAGUCUCUAACGGUCGGGUUUACGAAUCCAGGAAGGAGAAGUGUAAAUUGAAAUCUGAAAAAGAAAUCGAAUGAAACGAUCAAUCAAACAUCAUAAACUACAACAGACAUCCAGGUUAAAGAGUAAACCAUUUAAAGCAAGCAACCUACAACCUACAUCUGAAUGAAGUGAACCAUCUCAAACAAACAAACUCACUUUACUAUUUUCUACUUACAAAUCAUACAUACAUCUUCUAUCUCAUUGAAGUUAGUACAUAUAUUAUUUGUUCAAGAUGAAUGAAGAGAAUCAGUUGAAACAUCAAAAGUUACCAUUUUUAUCCAGUUUAAAACAUCCAGCUCAAUCUGCUACCUUACCACCUAAACCAUCCGAAUUAAAUCAAGCUCAAUCUGAAAUUUAUCAAAAUGUAUUAAAUCAUUUAUCAACGCCAAAUUAUCAGCUACCCAUCACCCUUAAUCAACUUCGACAAAAAGAUACUCAAUCUCUCUUACCUCUUUCUGAUAUCGAAAGAUGUUAUUGUUCUCGUGAAUUCAUCUUACGAACCUGUAGAGCUACUAGAUGGAAUCAAACAGCUUGCAUUAAUCGAAUCGAAGAAACUUUGGUUUGGAGAAGAGAAUAUGGUGUAGAUGAGUUGGAUAUAGACAUGAUCUCUAAAGAGGAUCACGAAACAUAUUUUCCAUUACUCAUAGAGCUCGCUGCUCAAAGACGCAAACAAAUGCUGGCUCGCUAUCAUCGGCUUGGUCCAAAUUCGAUUGGUUUAUCAGAGUAUGAGUUAAGAGGGGGUAAGACUGAAACCUCGGUAGAAGAUGAUGAUACUUCCACUUCAAGUCCAGAAAUAGAAACAGCCGAACCAAUUUUACGUCGACCGAGGUUUAGACAUCAUGCUGAGACUGAUGCUGCAGAUUCAGUUCAUUCUGAUAGACCUCCAUCUGGUAGUCAGAAAAGUGGUAUUGAAGGAACUGAACCAACUUCUAAUGAUUACGAAUUGCCAUCCAUCCAAGAAAGCUCAACUGCACCUGAACCAACAUCAUCAACCUCACCAACAUCGCCAAACCUCAAGCCUGCAACCAAAUCAGUUUCACAUGCCCAACCGAGUACAGAACCAAUCAUAGAGGCCCCCAUUCCAACCAAUAGACCAGAUAGUCAAGCCAUAGAAUUAAAAAGUAACGAAGAAUCAGAAACACCAUCUAAAGCGAAUUCAUCCAAGUUUUCACAAAAGAUAGGAUUUAUGAAAAACUCAUUAGCAUUUCAUUUUAAACAACAUCAAGAAGAAGAAAAAGAAAAGAAACGAACCAAAAAAGAAAACAAAGCGAUUGCUAAUGGGUUACAAGUGAAAGCUGAUGAACUUGGUAGACCGUUGACUGAUCAAGUCGGUGCUAGUCGUAGGUUAUCUAGAAUCUUGGCUAAGUGAAGCGCUUUUUCUGGGUAUCUUUUUAAAUUCCGAUGAUGAAUGACGUUUUUUUUACAAUUAAUUCGUAUGAUUUUUUGUAAUCCUUUGGUUUUCUUUUGGUCAGAAUUCAUUUAUAUCUUUUAUGAAUGCCUUUUUUUCUUUCUUCGAGGUCUUGUUUAGCUUAUACUUUUUUUUGCAAAGGUUUGUUUACUUUAAUGAUCAUGACGAUUUGAGUUUUUUUUGUUUUUGUAAAUAAUGUUUGAUGGACAUGGUUUUUGUUGGUAUAAUGUGUAGGAAAUUGCAAAUUAUUGACUUUCUCAAAUACUCCCAUC